UGAAAUCCUGAGCUUGCCCAUUUCAGCGUUACCUUGGGAAGAGCCUCCUCCGCGGCGAGAUUAAAAGGACAGGAUGUCUGAUUCAGCCGUUAAUGCUCACUUGGACGGAAUUAUAUCUGACUUUGAAGCGCUGAAGAGGUCGUUUGAGGUGGAGGACGUGGAUGCCACCUCGCCCACCACGCGCCGCAACGCCAACUCCCACCAGCGCGCGGGCAUCUCCCCCAGCAGCCAGAGCUACUACGACCUGGGCAGCCGCGCCAACCACGCCAGCAGCCCGCGGCCCCAGGACGCCCAGCGGCCCAAGGCCCGCACGCCCGAGCCCGUCUCGCGCCGCUCCGAGCUCUCCAUCGACAUCUCGUCCAACCACAAGUCGGUGGACAGCUCCCCGAGCCAGGGCGCGUCGCGCUUCGCCCUCAAGCGGCCCGAGGUGCUGGGCCACAGCAAGACGCCCGAGCUGGCGCAGAAGCACACGGUGACCUUCAGCAAGCCCCUGGAGACCACCGUCGCCUCCGCCCACCCGCCGCGGCCCGCCGUCGCUCACGCCCCGCACGCCAGCGCCAAGCUGCCCGAGACCACCUUCCGGAGGACGGAGCCGCCCAGCCCCGGGGAGGUGACCGGCACGCGCCGGCCGGAGAUCUGCGUCACCAAGGCGCCCGACGUCAAGGCCCAGGAGAACCACCACCACCACCACCCGCACCACCACCACCCCGCCAUCGGCACGCGCUGCGCCUCGCCCAACCACACCGGACGCAAGUCGCCGCAGGACAGCCACAGCCAGAGCGGGCUGGGCAAGUCCACCCUGAUGAACACCCUGUUCAAGUCCAAAGUCAGCCGCAAAUCUGUGCUGACCACAGAGGAGGAGAGGAUCCCAAAGACCAUCGAGAUCAAGUCCAUCAGUCACGACAUUGAAGAAAAGGGCGUGAGGAUGAAACUUACGGUAAUCGACACUCCGGGCUUUGGGGACCAGAUCAACAAUGAGAACUGCUGGCAGCCCAUCAUGAAGUUUAUUAACGACCAGUACGAGCAGUAUCUGCAGGAGGAGAUCAACAUCAACAGGAAGAAGCGCAUCCCCGACUCCAGAGUGCACUGCUGCAUAUACUUCAUCCCACCCACAGGGCACUGCCUAAGACCCAUCGACGUGGAGUUCAUGAGGCACCUCAGCAAAGUGGUCAACAUUGUGCCCGUCAUCGCGAAGGCCGACACGCUGACCCUAGAGGAGCGGGACUACUUCAAACAGAAGAUCAGAGAAGACCUGAGCGCCAACGGGAUUGAUGUCUACCCCCAGAAGGAGUUUGACGAGGACGCGGAGGACAGGGUGAUCAACGAGAAGAUCAGAGAGAUGAUCCCGUUUGCUGUGGUGGGAAGUGACCAGGAGUACCAGGUCAAUGGGAAGAGGCUCCUAGGAAGGAAAACAAAGUGGGGGACCAUAGAAGUUGAGAAUAUUGCGCACUGCGAGUUUGCCUACUUGCGUGAUCUGCUAAUCAGGACCCACAUGCAGAACUUAAAGGACAUCACCAGCAGCAUCCAUUAUGAGAUGUACCGGGUGCGUCGGCUCAACGAGAACAACACACACCCCAACGGUCAAGCCAACGGUCAGCCCAACGGUCAGCCUGCCCUGCAGGCCAAUGGUGUCCCCGGUGCUGAGGUGCUGUCCCACGAGAUGUAGAGACCCGUCCACUCGCCUGUCCGUCUCUCCCAAAAACCCGACGAAGCCCUCCUCUGGCCAACCGUCCACUGUCUUGGCCAAAUCUCCCAACGCGUCCCCUAACAAUGCACUCCAGGGAGGCUGUGGACCCUCCAUGCAAAACAGACAUGUUCUUCCAGAUUAAAAAAACAUCAUGUAAUCAUAUCUUAAGUGUUUCAAUCAGAAGUAUUCUUUUUGGGGCCUCGUUAUCUGUUCCUCGUAUGUGUGCCAUUUCAUUUUCCUCCAAAAGUUAAGAACAAACCCCCUUGGUCCCGUACUUUGUCUUUGUAUAAUAAAUGUGUGUCUCAGUCUCUGGACCUCUGUCUUAUUUCCAUGCGUGUCCAUUAUGGCCAAAGCCCUGAUGGGAGUUUGCAGAUGUGGGAGUGCCAACCACUUCGACAUGUAGUGAUUCCAGUGCCACUGUCCUUGUCUGUCUGUCAUUGCCAAUUUAAUGUUUACAAACACAGAGUGAUUAAGAAGUGAUAUGAUAUCAGUCUGACAGCCAACAGAAACAAAACCUGUUAUAUUGAGAGGUAAAGAGUAAAGUGCAACUGUGACAAGGUUAUUGCUAGAGUUCAAACAUGUGUUCCAGAAAUGUAUAUCCUGUACCAAACAGUACAUAUAUAAAUACAGUAUAUAAUAUAUAUUCCCAAAAUAUAAACUCACAGUUUGCACGUGGCUCUUUUUCUUUUGUUUUGUUAUUAAGUAGGAUCUGAGUCUGUAGAGUUGUUCCGUGCUGUGCUGUGUGGCAGUGUGUGGUCUAGUGUAUGCAGAAACAGACUCCUCUUGUCCAUUACAGAUGAGUGCAGUGUGGGGCCGCCAUGAUCUCCCCUUAUGUGUUUCUGUUGUGGUUUUCUCUGGCCAUACCAUCCCUCUAUGUUGUGUUUGCAUUGUUGUUACUGAUCUUGUUAUUAUUGAUGUGUAGGUUGUUUUUUGAGGACUGUGGGCAUAAUACUUAUUGGACUAUUAAUUCCCCUUUGCCUACUGUACUCCAUGUAAACCAAAUAAAUGUGCUUUUUGUUCUUAAGAAAACAGGUAUAUAAUUGAUUUACGAUUUAAUAAAUAUUUAUACGUCAUUGUAUUAGAUUCAAAUGUAUGCCCACUCCGUUCUGUUGGUGGCAUCCCUUGAAAAUCCCCCACCUUCACACACACACACACACACACACACACACAAACCAAAAGUAGAAAAAUACAUGUGGUAUACAUGCACACAUCCCAUCACACAAUAGGCUAGUUAGUUUGUGGGUGUUGCUAUCUUUUUGUACCUCGCCUCAUGCUGUUCCAUUAUUUAUGUCUGACAGUAGCAUCCCUGACUUGAUCUGCAGCUCAUGUGUUAUUGAAUUCAUUUUUAUGUAAACAUAGAAAACAGAGCCUUUAAUCUCCUAGACACAUGGGGUAAAGCACACAGACAUGCUCACAACCGUGCAGACAGAACAGCGACUUGAAAAUGAAAUGACACGACCACACAUUUUACUCACGACACUCAAAACAAGUUAGUCCUUUUUUUCUGAAUGAAGUGUAAGUACAGUAUGUUUAAAAAUCCUGUGUUAAUUUCACACAUUGUCAUGUCAAACCUGUAGGUGCCUUUAGAGAAUCCCUGUUUACGCUUUUAAAGUUGUCAUUGAAUGCUAUCAGAUCAUCAACAAAGUCAUAUUUUGAAGGUAAAAUUACAUCUCCUGUUUAAUGUUGUAUAGUCUACAUAUUGUGAUAUUUGUUCUGACAUACAGUAAUACAAUAUAUCUUUGAUAUGUUAUUAUACAAAGAAAUAAAGAUGGCUAUUUUAUUGUUA
This is a messenger RNA of Sardina pilchardus (European sardine), 3473 nucleotides long. RefSeq names its product septin 9b (gene septin9b). Gene Ontology annotation, molecular function: molecular adaptor activity; GTP binding; GTPase activity. Lineage: Eukaryota; Metazoa; Chordata; Actinopteri; Clupeiformes; Clupeidae. The record is from RefSeq and is a predicted model, not a curated record. Gene Ontology annotation, biological process: cytoskeleton-dependent cytokinesis; intracellular protein localization. Gene Ontology annotation, cellular component: septin complex; microtubule cytoskeleton; cell division site.